This is a messenger RNA of Papaver somniferum (opium poppy), 2991 nucleotides long. RefSeq names its product type I inositol polyphosphate 5-phosphatase 2-like. The transcript is spliced from 11 exons. Lineage: Eukaryota; Viridiplantae; Streptophyta; Magnoliopsida; Ranunculales; Papaveraceae. Gene Ontology annotation, biological process: phosphatidylinositol dephosphorylation. The record is from RefSeq and is a predicted model, not a curated record. Bases 278 to 2227 code for a protein of 649 amino acids. Gene Ontology annotation, molecular function: phosphatidylinositol-3,4,5-trisphosphate 5-phosphatase activity; phosphatidylinositol-4,5-bisphosphate 5-phosphatase activity; inositol-polyphosphate 5-phosphatase activity.
CACUGAGUUUGAUAAAACAAAAAAGAUAUGGUUAAGAGUUGAAAGGACCACUUAGCAGUAGUAUUUUCCAAGUUGGGGAUUUUAUGGGUUAAAUUCUUCAACUUGACUACCUACUUUUUCUAUGUCCUUUCUGUUUGUUGUUUAUUUAGAUAUCUUCUCAUGGGUAUCAACUAGACUUGGCACCGUCGAUCGUCAUGUUAAAUACUACUAGGCCGUUGGUGAUCCCAUUAAGAACAAGUUUACUUGUUGCACUAAGGAGCAGAAGACCAGUGGUGUCAUGAAUUCAAAAGUUUAUAGAGGAAACAUGAGAAGCAGAAGAGGAAAUAAAUCAGAGUCAUUUUGGCCUUCCCUUGUAAUGAAAAAAUGGCUAAAUAUUAAGCCGAAGGUACACGAAUUCAGUGAAGACGAGGUUGAUACCGAAACGGAGAGUGAGGAUGAUACUUGCUCUAAUAAAGAUUCGGAAGAAGACGUGGGCAGGGGACGAAUCGGUAGAAUGCAGGGGAACCAAUCCAUACGCCCACUUCAAGAUUCAGGGUUUAAGCCAAAAGAAUAUCAAUUAAAACAUAGAAGAGGAAAAUCAGAAACUUUACGUCUUCAGUACAUAAACACAAAGGAAGUGAGGGUAACAGUAGGGACAUGGAACGUGGCUGGACGACAUCCGUCUGAAGAUCUAAAGAUAGAUGACUGGCUGUGCAUGCAAGAACCAGCAGACUUGUAUAUUCUUGGAUUCCAGGAAGUGGUUCCGUUAAAUGCCGGGAAUGUAUUUGGGGCAGAGGAUAACAGACCAAUUCCAAAAUGGGAAGCUCUGAUUCGUAAGACUCUGAACAGGUCUUCACAACCUGAAACAAAAUUUAAAAGUUAUAGUGCACCUCCCUCUCCAGUAUUCAGAACAUCUGCUGCGGACGACGUACUUGCUGAGGGAAUUGAUGUCUCUGAAGUAGUAGAGAUUGUGAACGAAGAAAAUUUUGAGCUUCUCAAGGGUAAGGAUAUCGGGCGACAAGAACAGAAUGAUUUACUUAAUACAAGCAAGAAAUUACAGUUACAAAGAAUUUAUGGGAUAGACAGUGACAGGAGAAUUGAUUGGCCUGAACUCUCGUUGGACACACCAUUACAAGUUUUUCCUUCAAGGCCAGAACUUCGGAGAGUUCUUAGUACUUCUGGAAGGGUUGGGUUUGACUGGAUAGGCAAACCUCAAUUUUUUAAUAAUCAAGACUUAGCAGUAAAUGGUGGACUGAGAAGAGUGCGUCAUAGUUCAGGCAACUUAGGAUUACACUGGAUGGAAAACCAAGAGAAGAUUGAUGUUCUUAAUUCACUUUCUGAUGUCUCUGAUAAUUCUGAAAAUGAUGAUGAUGAUGAAGAAGAAGAAGAAGACUCGCAACUAGAUUUUGAAGGGGAGGAUUUCGAAACUGAAAUAGAAACAGAAAGCAAAAAAGUUCGCGCUAAAUAUGUGCGCAUUGUUAGUAAACAAAUGGUGGGCAUUUAUGUGUCAAUUUGGGUCCGCAGGAGGUUAAGAAGGCACGUUAACAACUUGAAGGUUUCUCCGGUUGGAGUUGGUCUCAUGGGCUACAUGGGAAACAAGGGAUCUGUUUCUGUCAGCAUGUCUCUCUUUCAAACACGACUUUGUUUUGUGUGUUCACAUCUAACUUCUGGUCACAAGGAAGGGGAUGAUCAGAGGCGUAAUUCCGAUGUCUAUGAAAUUUUAAAACGAACACAAUUUUCUUCACUGCUUGCUGCAGAUCAAGUGGAGACAAUUCCAUCUCAUGACCAGAUAUUUUGGUUUGGGGACCUGAAUUAUCGUCUGAAUAUGUUGGAUGCUGAAGUGAGGAAGCUCGUUGCCAAGAAACAGUGGGAUGGACUGAUCAACAGCGACCAGCUAAUCAAAGAACUUCGCAGUGGACGUGUUUUUGAUGGAUGGAACGAAGGGACAAUAGAUUUCCCACCUACUUACAAGUAUGAAUUCAAUUCAGAUAGAUAUGUUGGUGAAAGCCCAAAAGAAGGAGAAAAGAAGAGAUCCCCAGCAUGGUGUGAUAGGAUACUGUGGUUCGGGAAGGGAAUCAAGCAACUAAGUUACAAGCGAGCAGAGUUGAAGCUUUCAGAUCACCGUCCUGUAAGUUCCAACUUUUUAAUUGACGUUGAAGUCUUUGACCAUCGGAAACUCCGCAGAGUUUUGAAUUUUACCAAUGCACAAGUGCAUCCGGAAGUCUUCCCCGAGGAGGAUGUGGAAUGAGAAACUUCACGGAUAACAGGUUGAAACUCAUUUGUGGAAUAACACCGAACCAAGAGCCCAACUGUGCGUAGGACAACCUUACCUCCAGUUACAAACAGUAUAAUGGACAAGAUGUGUGAGGCUUGGCGGUUAAACUUGGAUACAAUCGACAUCCUGAAACCACGUAGCACUUCACGACGACAUGUGCCACUUUUCGAUCUUAAUUGGCGGCGUUUAUGUAACAAAGGUGAAGUGAAGAGCAAAACAAGAUCCUAACGUACAUACACAUAAAUACACACACAUAGAUACACCCAAAGAUUUUCUCCCUGAUAACUUCUGAAAGCUAGUAUAUGUUUUUAGGAAUGAAUGAUUCGGACGAGACUUUAAUGUAUUUUGGAUUAACAUGGGGUUAGUCGUGGGAGAGCUUCUCUGACUUUAAUGUAUUUUGGAAGAGUGGACAAAUCACUUGUUAGUCGUGGGAUAGUCUGCAAAAGAUUUUUAUAAUAUAUGUUAGUGGCGAAGAAUUCAUAGGAAUUUUUCCGAAGUCCCUCACAAACAACAUGCAUUAGUCGUGGGAGAUUCUGGUGUUCAGCUCAGAUUAACGAGGGGUUAGUCAUGCAAGAGGUUUUGAGAUAUUUAUAUAUAUUCUAGAAGAUCACUUGUUUGGCGUGGGACAGUUUGAUAAACCUUAUAAUCUGUGUUAGUGGUGAGAGAUUUAUAGGGGUUUAUCCAAAUUGUCUUGUAAAAAUAUGCAUUAGUCGUAAAAGAUUUUUUUUUUAAAGCCC